Messenger RNA from Amborella trichopoda, 675 nucleotides. The record is from RefSeq and is a predicted model, not a curated record. Lineage: Eukaryota; Viridiplantae; Streptophyta; Magnoliopsida; Amborellales; Amborellaceae.
AUGAGUUUCUGGGGCGCUACUGUUAUUACAAGUUUAGCUAGUGCAAUACCUGUGGUAGGAGACAGUGUUGUUACAUGGUUGUGGGGCGGUUUCUCAGUAGACAAUGCCACACUCAACCGAUUUUAUAGCUUGCAUUACUUGGGAACUAAUUCUUCGGUAGACAAAAUUCCUUUUUCUCCUUAUUUCUACCUUAAAGAUUUAGUGGGUUGGGUUGCUAUAUUUUUCUCGAUAUUUGUUUAUUUCUAUCCAAAUGCAUUAGGUCAUCCUGACAAUUAUAUACCGGCCAACCCAAUGUCAACCCCUGCUCAUAUUGUUCCAGAAUGGUACUUUUUAUGGGUUUAUGCUAUAAAACGCAGUAUCCCAAACAAAUUAGGUGGGGUUGCAGCUAUUGCUUUAGUCUUUGUAUGCCUUCUUGCUUUGCCUUUUAUCAAUACAUCACAAACAAGAAGCUCUACCUUUAGACCUAUAUAUAAAAAACUGUUUUGGUUAUUAGUUGCAGAUUGUAUUAUUUUGGUAUGGAUUGGACAGCAAGCAGUUGAAGAUCCUUAUAUACUGAUAGGGCAGAUAGCGAGUGUAUAUUUCUUUGUAUUCUUUCUUGUAUUCGUACCUUUUCUUGGUCAAUUUGAGCGAUAUUUGAUACAUUAUCAAGGUAGUAAACACAUCUUGACAAGCUAA